AUGCCCAAAAGAAAGUGCACAUUUAAUGAAAAGUUACAAAGUGAAUACACAUUCUUAAAAAAAUGUCAAAAACCAGGACAAGAAUAUAAAAUUGAAUGUAUUGUGUGUGGAGCAGCAUUCAGCAUUGAACAUGGUGGUAAGUCGGAUAUUACACAACAUUUAAAAUCGGAACGACAUAAUAUAGCUGCUAGAGCGUCUAAAUCUCAAAAAUUGUCAAAUUUUUUUUCUCCAAAAACACAAUUUGCUGAUAAAGAACAAAAAUUAGCUGCAGACGAAGGAAUUUUUGCUUAUCAUACUUGUAAACACAGUCAAAGUCUCAAUUCUAUGGAUUGUACUUCUCAGUUAGUUCGUAAAUUAUAUGAGAAAAAAUUUACUUNGACAUUUGUCAAUUGAAAGGAAAUAUGAUUUUAAACUGUUAAACAUAUCUAUGAGUCGAAUAAGAGCAGGGAAUAAAGACAACCAACUAGUUUUAGAAUGUCCUAAAACGGUUUUGUAUUCAAUGUUAACAAAUUCACAAAAUUCUUUAAGAACGUGGACUCGAACUGUAUAAAUAUAAAAAUGUUGAAAUGUAGGUCUAUGGUAUCGGUCGGUAUGGUCAUAUGGUUAUAUUUUAAUCUUCUAUUAUCUAUGUGGCCGACGGGUAGUGAUAAUGAAUAACAAGUAGGUAAUUGUUAUCUCAAAACGAAAAAAGAAUACAAUUUAUAAUAUGGGUACAUAUUUUAACAUUCCCUUUUUUUGACUAAGUGUCCCGUUUUCCCGGCAACUCUUGUCGGGACACUGAAAUGUCCUGUUUGUUAAAAUAUGUACCCAUAUUAUAAAUAGAUAAUAGAAGAUUAUAAUAUAACCAUAUGACCAUACCGACCGAUAGCAUAGACCUACCUUUCAACAUUUUUAUAUUUAUACUGUUCGAGUCCACGUUCUUAAAGAAUUUUGUGAAUUUUUUAAUAUUAAAUACAAAACCGAUUUAGGACAUUCUAAAACUAGCUGGUUGUCUUUAUUCUCUGCUCUAACUCGACUUAUAGAUAUGUUUGACGGUUUAAAAUCAUAUUACUUUUCAAUUGACAAAUGCCCAACUUUAAUAAAAGAUUUUUUUAACAAUCCACUAUCAUUUUCAAUUCUAAUUUUUUUACAAAUUCAAUGCGAAUUGUUUUUAACAUGUAUAAAAAGUGUGGAGGCCAGAGACAUUUCUAUAAUUGAGGUUAAAUAUCAUGUUGAGUCUAUAAUUAAAAAAAUUGAAUCUCGUAAAAAUGAAAAUUUUUUUGCAUCAAAAGAACGAGAAGUAUCAAAUGCAUUAAGAGAUGAAGCAGUUUUAUCUGAAAACAUGUAUAUUAACUAUCCUAACACAUUUUAUGAUACAUGUUUAGAAUAUUUAAAAGAAUGGUCAAAUCCCACUUUAAGUAAAUUUGAUAGUUUAACGUGGAUUACAUUUAAAAACAUUGAUCAUGAUUUUAAUUGGGUUAAUAUUCAAACUACUAUUGAAUUAAUCAAAAAUAUUAUUCCCAAAAACAAUUUAAUUAAUGAGGCUCAUUUAUUUGAUGAAUUUACAAUGAUUAAAGAAUGUGUAAAACACAAUGAAAAUAUUCAAUCCUUUAAAACUUUAUCAGAAAUGUGA
Molecule: messenger RNA, 1612 nt
Organism: Cinara cedri
Lineage: Eukaryota; Metazoa; Arthropoda; Insecta; Hemiptera; Aphididae
Source: the annotation of a GenBank genome assembly